Adineta ricciae is the source of this 1821-nucleotide messenger RNA. The record is from the annotation of a GenBank genome assembly. NCBI's taxonomy places the organism in Eukaryota, Metazoa, Rotifera, Eurotatoria, Adinetida, Adinetidae.
AUGAUGAACAUGAAGAUCAGAUUAUUGUCAAAACUACAGAUUGAGAGACACAAACAGACAAGGAAUCACCAUCAAUUAUUAUUCCUGUACAUCGAACUACAAAAUCUCACGGCAGGUGUACGGUGCUGUCGUGAUCAUGUUGAUAAUCAACGAUUAAGACAGGAUGCUGUCGAGCAAAUAUUUGCUGGUCACUACGAUGAACUGUCAUUAAAUACUCAUGAUGUUCAAAAUAUAUUAUUCGACUUUCGUUCGUUUAUGACAAAUGUCAAGUCGUUUGAUUUUGAUGAUCCAACAAGUUUAUCGGACGAGUCUUAUUUGAAUUUUACGGAUCAAUUUGAAAAUCUAUUGGGCUAUAUGUUCAACAUGCGAAACAGUCAUAAUCGUUCUGUUCGUACGGCACUUGCUGUUUUCCUGAUGAAAAUGCGACUCGGCAUCAGUAAUCGUGUGCUUGGCAGCUUGUUUCACUUUAAAAACCAACGAACUGUUGCUCAUUUAAUUCACUCAGUACGAGUGGCACUGAUGCAAGAUUUCACCUCUCAUUAUCUUGGUUUACAGCAUAUAGAUCGACAAACUGCUCUUGAUCAUCAUCAAACAGCUAUUGCUACUGAAUUAUUUACUACUAAUUCUAACCAGCUCUGCAUCAUCAUGGACGGAACUUAUAUUUAUAUUCAAAAAUCUAGUAAUAAUGAAAUGCAACGACGGACAUACAGUUUUCACAAACAUCGACAUUUAGUGAAACCUAUGAUUAUUACUACCACCACUGGUUAUAUACUAUGUUGUAUUGGUCCGUUCCUUGCCGAUGGCAAGAACAAUGAUGCACCUAUUGCUAAACAAGUACUUUAUAGCAAUGGAGAAGGAAUUUUAUCAUGGUUACAUGAUGAAGACAUUGUUAUAAUUGAUAGAGGUUUCCGUGAUGCGGUUAAAACGGUCGAACUCUUUGGUUUUCAUGCAGCUAUGCCCCAUUUCCUCAAUGGCAGCAAGCAAUUUUCUACAACUGAUGCUAACUAUAAUCGUUGUGUAGCAAAAAGCCGUUGGGCUGUUGAAAGUGCCAACGGCAAAAUCAAGCAUUUUAAAUAUUUCAAUCAAACGAUACAAAACGCAUCUAUUCCAUUUCUCAGUGAUUAUCUUCAUAUAGUAUGCAGUAUCAUCAAUGCAUACCAAACUCCAGCCAUCAAAGAUGCUCAUUCUGGGAUAGGAAUGGCAACUGAAAUGCUUUCUCUUCUUGAUACUGAAAAUACAUUGCAAAAACAUCUUUCAUCAAUGACUAACACUAGAUGGAGAAAAUACGAUGCCAAAAUGUGUAUUUUUCCUAUACUGUCUAUCGAUGACAUUCGUCGAUACUGUUUCGGUAAUUACCAGCUUAAACAAGCCAAAGGUUAUAUACUAGAACAUUUGCAACCCUCGCAAACUGUUCCUACUGAUCUUGAAUUUAUUGUCGAAUUGUGUGAACAACAAUCUGAUCUCAUCAGAAUUCGAUUUUCAUCUCGGCAUUCGACUCAAAAGCACUACAUAGCUACUGUACAAUUCGACAACUACAAAGAGGAACCUAUUCUAGGAUGGUAUUGUACCUGCCCAAGAUGUUCUGGAGUACUUGGUUGUUGUUCUCAUACGGCAGCACUUCUUUGGUAUCUUGGCGUGUGUCGAGCAGAGUACGAUACCACAGACCAUCCACUCUCAGCACAAUAUCUUCUUGAAACUGUCGACGAUUGCAUUCAGUAUGCUGACCCAGUAACAACUGAUGAUGAAGAUGAUGAUAAUGGAGUCAGAUAUACACUUAAUGAUCAUCAUUCAGAAAGUGAUUCAGAAACUUCUGAUGACUAG